AUGGCAACGCGUCAUGGCAAGCGUAACCGUUGCCCCGUUCGCAAUGCGCUUCUCAAGUGGCAAUUGCAACAGGACGAACGACGAGUUGCAGAGGUGCAACAUCGUUUAAUGCGAAUGGCAACACCGUCGUCUUCGUCGUCUCUCGAGAUAAACAGCAGCAGUUUUGAUGGUCAAUUAGCUGCUCAAAGACCUCGACUACUGCAUGAUACGGACCAAGAUGAAGCCAUGAGAAUGACGUGCCAUAUAAAACGAGAUGUAGGAAAACGAGAACGUGAUACGGACUUCCAGGACUCAAAAUGGGAGAAAUUAGUGUCAUCUUUACGAGCAAAAGACAGAGAUCAUCAUCAAGUCUUCGACAAUACUUUAGUGUACGGGACAAAAGCUUCACGUACAUGGAAUGAGAGUUCCGUCUAUGGAAAUGGAAAAGAUCGAUGUCCGUUCCCUAUGAACGUCGAUAUAAAUGACGAUGGAAUGCUUCCAAGCGAGCUGUCUACAAUGUCAAUAAAUGAACAAACAAACCAAUCCAUUACGCAACAUGGCGACAUGGAAUCACUUGCGACUGAUGGAAACGACUAUGUAGCUCCAAUCUCAGGCCAAAGUAUUGCAGAAAUGCUAGCAUCGAUGGAAAACUCAAGUCAAGUGGAAUAUGGUGGAGAUUGGAAAGCAUGUGACGAUCAGCACUAUGAGGUUUCCAAUGGUUGUGACCAAAUUCAGUUUUCAUGUGAGGAGUUCUCUGUCAUUGAUACUCUUUUUGCACGCGUGGAAGCUUUCUUUGGUAUGAAGUUUCCAUGGCGUAGUAUGAUUGUAAUUGCUUGUUGUCUAGUGAUUGGGACGAGCGGGUUUUUCAUUGAAGAGGUGAUUACUCUACUUGGAUUGUUUUCGAGACGAACACGGUUUGUGCUAUCAAGAGCUGAGCAAGAACGAAUACGUGACCGCAUGAGUGUACUUCAGCUAGAACUCCAGGGUUUCCAGCUCUUCACUUCCACUAUCGAAGUAAGAUCGCAAACAGUCCUAACUGAACUUCGUCAGUACAUGGAUAGGAUGCGUUUAGAUCGCGAGAAACAUCAAGACAUACUCGCGAAAGAAAUGCAAAAGCUACGACGCCAUAUUGUACACGUAACGCAUGAACUGGUAAAGCAAGAACGAGAAUCACUGCGAGCACAGCUGGAAGACAUUAUAAAAAUACAAGUGAUCGAUAUUGAGGGUGCAGAUGAUAACGGUUUGAUUGUCAAAGCCGCCGACGCCGAAAACGAUAAGCAACUGGAUAAAACUACAACUGGAACACCGAUCCAAGUGGAACCAUACCUAACCAUGCAAGAGUCUCUGCAUGAUGCGAUAGCUAGUUCACCUGCCAGUGCUUGCGAGGUCAACGGGGAUCAGUUCAGCUUGACGCAAACCGAAGUCGAGCUAAGUCACGAACCUGUAACCAAGGACGAUGCGGCUGUGACUUUUGUACAAAAUCCACGCACUGUUGACAAUGAGCAGGCACAGGUUGUAUGUGCUGAAAGUGGCCAUGGGCUUGUCGGAGUUUCAUCCCCGUCGACGACUGGAGAGCUCGUAAAUGUCCAACACAGUGAAAUCAAGUCGGAAUCACCAAUUCUUGUCCAAGAAGUACAUGUCGAGCAUCCAGUAAAAGUUGAGUCAGCUUCAUUACCAGCAAUACAACAGAGCCUCAACAAAAUCGACGAUACAGUCGCGUCUACGGUCAAGGAGACAAUCAACGUCAUGCCAUCGCGCAACGCGUUUGGGGUGUCGUGGGAUGAAAUACUCUUGUCGGUGGCUAUCGUGUUUCUCGCAGCCUGCGUUGUGCUUCGCGCUUACAACAUCAACCGUCGCAAGCGGUGGUUUGAGGAACGUCGUGCGAAAAGGAACCGACGAGCACUUCGCCUAGCUCAACGACGAGCAAGAGCGAUGGCCGAGUAUCGAGAAGAUAGGGACGAGUGGCAUGGUGAUGAGACGGACGGUGAUAUUGAAGAGGUAUCACUCAUGACACCCAUUUGA
Peronospora farinosa is the source of this 2001-nucleotide messenger RNA. The record is from the annotation of a GenBank genome assembly. NCBI's taxonomy places the organism in Eukaryota, Oomycota, Peronosporomycetes, Peronosporales, Peronosporaceae.